Messenger RNA from Bactrocera dorsalis (oriental fruit fly), 2433 nucleotides. Its product is annotated as protein 5NUC. The transcript has 8 exons. NCBI's taxonomy places the organism in Eukaryota, Metazoa, Arthropoda, Insecta, Diptera, Tephritidae. Bases 436 to 2250 code for a protein of 604 amino acids. Gene Ontology annotation, molecular function: nucleotide binding; 5'-nucleotidase activity; metal ion binding. The record is from RefSeq and is a predicted model, not a curated record. Gene Ontology annotation, cellular component: plasma membrane. Gene Ontology annotation, biological process: AMP catabolic process.
CACUUGUUUGCCUGCUGCAGAAAAGGUAGUUUCAAAUUCAACGGUAUAUUACUCACGAUAUUCGUUUGACGAAAUCAAAUACAUAUGUAUGUGUGUUUAAAUUAUAUUGAACCACGGUUGACGAUCUAUACACACAUACAUACACAUACACACAUUUAUAGUCACGUUUUAUAUUCAAUUUGGUUGUGUUGUGUUUUAUCUUUCAUCACGCGAAGCCAACUUCAAAAAUAACGGUAUUUUCGUAAGAAAAAUAGAAAAUGUGAAGCUCCAAAAAUAUACGUUGAUUGUAUUGAGUUUUUUAAAAUAUAAUCUAUCGAAAAAGCAAAAGCAAGAUCGAUUUUUUGAAAGUGUCACACUGAUAUAGCCCCUUAAGGAAAAGAAAUACACAGAUAUCUGGGUAAUGAAAUAGUUACGUUUCAGAGAAAAUUAAGUCUAAUGAAGGCGCAGUUGGAAAGACGACUUAGCAAAGAAAUGGCCAAAAUAAUUUUAUACUUGUUGGUGCUCUGUGUCGUGUUAAUGCGCCAGUCACGUGCCAAUCCGAUCGGUGGAAAAGCGCUUGUGGCUACUGAGUUUAUGGUGUUGCACAACAAUGACAUGCAUGCACGCUUCGAACAAACGAACGUAAAUGGCGGCAAGUGUUUGCAGGCGGAUGCCGAUUCCAAUAAAUGCUACGGCGGAUUCGCGCGAGUUGCACAUGAAGUGCGAAAAUAUCGUGAAGAGGCGAAUAACGGCGGCACACCUGUGAUAUAUUUGAAUGCUGGAGACACAUACACCGGUACGCCAUGGUUCACUAUUUUCAAGGACAAUAUUAGUGCAGCAUUCCUGAAUAAAUUGCAACCAGAUGCAAUUUCACUGGGCAAUCAUGAGUUUGACGAAAAAAUUGAAGGUCUCUUGCCAUUCCUGGAAAAAGUUCAAUUCCCCGUUUUGACUUGCAACUUGGAUUUAAGUAAGACGCCCGAAUUGAGUGCGGCCAAGAAUUUAAUGAACUCAACUGUCCUCGAAGUUAACGGUACAAAAGUUGGUCUAAUUGGUUAUCUGACACCCGAUACCAAGUUUUUAAUAACACCAAACACCCUUGAAUUUAAAGACGAAAUUGAAUGCAUUAAUGAGGAGGCUGCGAAGUUGAAAGCACAAGGUAUAAACAUAUUAUUCGCAUUGGGUCAUUCAGGCUAUCAAACUGACCAGAGGAUAGCGGCUAAUUGUCCAGAAAUUGAUCUGGUUAUUGGCGGUCAUUCGCACACAUUUCUAUAUACCGGGAACGCGCCCGAUGUGGAACCUAUUGAGGGCCCCUAUCCGACAAUUGUGAAGCAGAGCAGCGGCAAAGAAGUGCCAGUUGUGCAAGCAUAUGCCUAUACAAAAUAUUUAGGAAAACUGCAUUUACAGUUCGAUAAAGACGGAAAUCUGAUCAAAAUUGAUGGCACGCCAAUUUUGUUGAACGCUGAUGUGCCACGAGAAAGCGAUAUUCUACAAUUACUUGAUGUGUAUCGUCCAAACAUUACUGAUCUGGAGAAUACAAUUGUAGGCCACACAAAGGUGCAAUUAGAUGGUCGUUCGACUGUGUGUCGCAGUGUGGAAUGUAAUUUGGGCAAUUUAGUUGCUGACUCAAUGAUUUAUGCUCGGGUUAUUGAAGACCAAGGUGGUGCUUUCUGGACUGAUGCACCAAUUGCAAUUAUGAAUGGCGGAGGUAUACGUUCCGGAAUCGAUAAGCGCUCGGAUGGUUCAAUUACAGAAAAUGAUGUUAUAACUGUUCUGCCGUUUAAUAACAAUUUGUAUGUGAUUAGUAUAUCUGGGAAACGACUACGCGAAAGCCUCGAAUUGUCGGCCAAAAAACGCACUCAAGAUUCUAAUGGCGGUUUUCUACAAUUUUCUGGUUUACAUGUCACAUACGAUUACCGCAAUGAAGAGGGUAGUCGGGUUACUUCGGUGGAAGUACGUUGUGGUGAAUGUGAUAUGCCAGAUUACGAACCGUUAGACGAUUCCAAAACAUAUAAGAUUAUAUCUACCGCAUUCUUGGUAAAUGGUGGAGAUGAAUACAAAUUGGUUGAGAAUGGUACAGAACCCAUAUUGAUGAAAUGGAGUGAUGAUGAAGCGUUAGUUGAAUAUUUAAAACAUCGUGAUUUCAUAUAUCCUGAAUUGGAAGGUCGAAUUGAGGUUAUUGAGUCAAGCACCUCCGGCGCAUCGAAUGCCAAAUCCAUUAUAAGCCUAACUCUUGCCAGUUUAAUAAUGUUUUUUCUUCGAGCUAUCCAUUAGAUAUAUAUCUGCUUUAUAAACAAUCGCCUAAAUAAUAUUUUUUAUUGCAUUAAACAAUGUGCUUUUAUUGAAUUACAAAAAUUUUUAUAUAUAUCUUUGUGGGGACACAUUUCAGAUAUUGAUUAUUAAUAGCACAAACGCAAUUAAUUUUGAACUUAAAAAUAUAUAUUGCCAAAAACUUUU